CCUCUUUUACCGCCGGAAGCGGCCGCCGAUUCGCCAGAAAAAAGGUUCCCCAAAGGGUAGCACUAUGGAAUACUUCGGGGACAAGCAAAGCAACUCGAGGGGGGAUAUCGUAUCUAUGGAGGAGGAGCCGGAUAAGGUAUACCGACGCCGAGCCCGCAAAUUGGAUGGAGAUGGAGGGAGGAGGGGGAAGAGAAGAGAUAGCGUUCUUCGACGUGGAGACGACGUUGCCGGGGCGGGGGGGUGGGAUAGGAUAUUCGCUGCUGGAGUUCGGGGCGAUCCUGGUGUCACCGCGGCAACUGGUGGAGGUGCGGAGCUACUCCACCCUCAUCCGCCCGGCCGACCCGUCCGCCAUCGCCUCCACCUCCGUCCGCUGCAACGGCAUAAACCCGGAGACCGUGGCCUCGGCGCCCUCCUUCCCCGAGGUCGCCGACCAGGUCUUCGCUAUCCUCCACGGGCGGGUGUGGGCGGGGCACAACAUCGCGGGGUUUGACUGUGCGGUGAUAAGGGAGGCGUUUGCGGAGAUUGGACGAGCUCCGCCGGAGCCCAAGGGGAUCAUUGACACCCUCCCGUUGCUGGCCCAGAGGUUUGGGAGGAGGGCCGGCGACAUGAAGGCUUCGGGAGACUUCAUUCCAUUUUUGAAUCUGUAUUAUAUAAUUCAAAAGACUUGGUUGGCUAGUUUGGCAUCUUAUUUUGGUCUUGGUCAACAGAAGCACAGGAGCUUAGAUGAUGUCCGAAUGAAUAUCGAAGUUCUCAAGUGCUGUGCUACAGUGUUGUUCUUGGAGGCAAGUCUCCCAGAUGUAUUUUCUAUCAAGACACCUGAGAUGUUCUGCACCAUUAUUCCUGCUUCUGAGGGUUGCAACAGUUUCGCUGGAUUUCUAGAGCCUGAUGAAGUCUCAGUGCAGGAUAUCAGUGCAUCCAUAGUCCCUUCCAGUCAUUGUGAUCACAAAUUACUUAUACAACACAGAGAUGGCCCUCUACAGCUUUGUUGCAUGGGACUGAGAGUCCAAUUUGGGCCAAGUAGAAAAUUUAUGGACCAUGCUGGCCGGCCAAAACUGAAUAUAGUGGUUGAUAUCCCAGAAAGUCUAUGCAAGGUUUUGGAGGCCUGUGACCUUCUUGCCCAAAAAUCAUCUCAGAAUUCUAGUAGCAGGUCUGAGUGGAAACCUGUAAUAAGGAAGGAUGGCUACCCAAAUUCUAAUAGCAUUCGAUUGCACAUACCCAUAGUGGCAAAUGGUGAUGCUGCUACCUACUCAACAGAGAUAUACCAGAAGCUGUCUGGAAACAUGCUGAAGCUUGUGUUCGCCAAGUAUGAUGACGUCGCGCUUGAUUCCUUAUUUGUUCCAGGAACUUGUGUAGAUGCCUAUUUCUGUGUAGAGACGUAUGCUUAUGAGCAGUACGCUGGAAUCAGGCUAGUAGCAAAAACACUGAUUCUUCAUUCUAAGCAAUCAAUUAUUUGAGUGGCAGGGGGAAAAAAAAUAUCAUGUCCUAAUUAGUGUUCAUGGCGGAAAUUAUGUAAAUUACUCUAGAAACCACCAACAAUGAUGUCAUUAAUGUAACAGUAGACACUGUAUUCAUUGAAAAUGAAAAGAUUAAUCUGUUGAAUUAAUUUC
Messenger RNA from Phoenix dactylifera (date palm), 1607 nucleotides. RefSeq names its product protein NEN1-like. NCBI's taxonomy places the organism in Eukaryota, Viridiplantae, Streptophyta, Magnoliopsida, Arecales, Arecaceae. Gene Ontology annotation, molecular function: nucleic acid binding; 3'-5' exonuclease activity. The record is from RefSeq and is a predicted model, not a curated record.